UAUUCCUUUGUUUCCUUCGCUAAACAUUUACACAUUUCUACAAAGAGAGAAAAAGAAAAUGGUGUACUCCAGUGAUACAAAGGCGACAGUCAUAAGUACUUCACCAUCAUCUUCUCGCUCCGUCUCGCCACCGUCGUCGUCGUCUUCUUCUCCUAACUCUCCACCACCACCGCCGAUGGUGGUGGUCAGCCCUUGCGCCGCCUGUAAAAUAUUACGGCGGAGAUGUGCAGAGAAAUGUGUAUUGGCACCUUAUUUUCCUCCCAAUGAUCCUAUCAAAUUCACUACUGCUCAUCGUGUCUUUGGUGCUAGUAACAUUAUCAAGUUCUUGCAGGAAUUGCCAGAAUCUCAAAGAGCAGAUGCUGUGAGCAGCAUGGUGUAUGAAGCCAAUGCUAGACUGAGAGAUCCAGUCUAUGGUUGUGCAGGGGCAAUUUGUCAACUUCAAAAGCAAGUGAAUGAGUUACAAGCACAGUUAGCAAAGGCACAAGCUGAGGUUGUCAACAUGCAAUGUCAACAAGCUAAUCUCAUGGCCCUAAUUUGCAUGGAUAUGAAUCAAUCUUCUCCACAAGCAUCACCACAACAACAAUCUAAUUUGGAAAGUUUCACUAAUAAUAUCCCACAUAGCUUUCAGAACAGUAUGAGUUUCCUAGAUGAUAACAAUAACUUUGGAUCGGUGUGGGAGCCCAUGUGGACAUGACUACAUAUAGAGGCGGAUCUAAGAUUUAAUUUUAACUCUACGGAUUCAGGUUCUAGUGAGUUUUACAUAGACAAAUUCAAAUUUAGGCUAAGAGUUAUCAGUUCAAAUGAAUCCACGUCUAUAUUGCUAGAUCCGCCCCUAACUACGGAAACAUGUUUCCUCAGAUCAAAGGGCUCUCUACCAUUAAGUUUGUCCAUUCUAACUCUUUGAGAAAUUUACUAAGUCAGCUUUGAGUAAAAAAUAUUAAAUAAUCGCCAAUAAAAUUGACGUGACGUAUAUCAGAGAAAGGAAAACAAAAUGUAGUAUAAAUUGAGCCAAAUCUUCAAAGAUUUGUGUUCCAAUGUCUAGUUAGGUAAUUUCAUUAUUUUUGUAAUGAUUCUGAGAGAGCAAAUGAAAUUGACGGGUCUUUUGAUCCCGCCAUGUUAUCUAAA
Messenger RNA from Nicotiana tabacum (common tobacco), 1125 nucleotides. RefSeq names its product LOB domain-containing protein 1. Lineage: Eukaryota; Viridiplantae; Streptophyta; Magnoliopsida; Solanales; Solanaceae. The record is from RefSeq and is a predicted model, not a curated record.